This is a messenger RNA of Bombyx mandarina (wild silkworm), 4993 nucleotides long. It is a transcript of the gene caps, whose product is annotated as capricious. The record is from RefSeq and is a predicted model, not a curated record. Gene Ontology annotation, molecular function: protein binding. NCBI's taxonomy places the organism in Eukaryota, Metazoa, Arthropoda, Insecta, Lepidoptera, Bombycidae.
GCGGUCCCCUCAGUCGGUCGGCUGCCGUGAUCGCGUGCGGACGUGUCAGCCAAUACGAAAACGCCUCGCUCGUAGGAAAACGAAGACGACGAACUGAAAAUUUGUCUAAAUAAACUGUGCCCCGUUUCGUGCUAAGCAUUUUCACAGAGAUAUAUCCGGCUUCAGAAACCGUGACCGAUACGGUUUCGCGGACGUUACAUUGUUUAUACCUCGGCUAUAUAGUGCAAAAUGUGAUGUUUGUAAUAUGUGUGCUCGACGACUGUUCCAUUCCGUGUAACAUUAAAGUGACGUAGUGUGCUUAUAAAUUGGAAACUAAAACUAUUUCAACGCAUACGGAUUACAUUUCAAUCAGAAGCAGCGGGGAUGACAGUUCGACGUUACGGACAGUUUUCCUGAUUACAAACCUAGACUGGUUUCGAUAUGCAAACGGAAUCAAACCGCAGGACAUGUGAGACAAACGACGCAGUGAAUGUAACUAACAGCCUAGAAGCGUACACCAUGCGAGCGAAAACAUCUCAGAAAACGAACAGUGAUAUAAUGAGAAGAACAGCGAUGGCGCCAUUGCGAUAUGCCCACGUGAUUUUUGCCUUCCUUGCCGCUAAUUAUAUCAUGGUGCUGUUGAUGCUGCUACAACUACUCGCGUGGUGCAGUGGUGCGGCCGCCCUAGCGAACUGCCCAAUAGGCUGCAACUGCAACGACGACACGCUCGUGGUGGUGUGCGAGGAGAGCCGACUCGACGUACUACCCAUAGCACUCAACCCAUCCAUCCAACGUUUAAUUAUCCGCAACAACAAAAUCAAAACUAUCGACAGCUCAAUGCAGUUCUACACGGAACUCCAACACUUAGAUCUCUCUCAGAAUCACCUCGUGAAUAUACCAGUAAAAAGUUUUUCAUAUCAACGGAAAUUGCAAGAAUUGCAUUUAAACCACAACAAAAUAUCGUCCGUGACGAACGCAACAUUCCAAGGCUUGAACUCUUUGACGGUGCUGAAUUUGAAACGCAACUUCUUACAAGAACUAACGAACGGCGUUUUCGCAACGUUGCCUAGACUAGAGGAGCUAAACUUGGGACAGAACAGCAUCUCCAAAAUCGAUUCACGAGCCUUUGCGGGUCUUACGGCGCUUAGAAUACUUUACUUGGAUGAUAACGCGCUAAGUUCCGUCCCGACAGCAUCAUUCAGCCUCUUAGGCAGUCUAGCCGAGCUCCACGUUGGUCUCAAUGCGUUCUCGUUCUUGCCCGAUGAUGCAUUUGCUGGUUUGAACCGAUUAACCGUACUAGACUUAAAUGGAGCUGGGCUCUUUAACAUUAGUGACAAUGCGUUCAGAGGUCUUCCUGGACUUAGAAGUUUAAAUCUCGUUGGCAACAGAUUAAGUGUUGUACCGACACAACAAUUAGGCGGUCUUACUAGAUUGGAAGAACUAUAUAUCGGUCAAAACGAUUUUUUGACACUCGAAAGUCACUCUUUUAAGGGUCUAAAGAAUUUGAAGUUAAUCGAUAUAACAGGCGCAACCCAACUAGAAAGAGUAGAACGUGGAGCAUUUGAAGACAACGUCAAUUUGGAAUCCGUGAUUGUUGUAAAUAAUAAAAAGCUAUCUGUGGUUGAAGAAUCUGCACUCAUUGGACUUUCUAAGCUCAAGCACGUUUCUUUGAGAGAUAACGCAAUAACAACACUAAGCGAAUCUGUAUUCGUUGGAAAAGAACUCAAACAGCUUGACAUAACGGACAAUCCUAUAUUCUGUGACUGUCAAUUGUUGUGGCUACAAAGCCUUAUGAAUGACAAAAGCAACUUUACCCAAAUCCAAUGCGCUAGUCCUGAACAUUUAAAACACAAGUAUUUGAGAACAUUAAGCGCCGAUGAUCUGGGAUGUGUACUCCACGAUUCACGACAGCAGACUAUCAUUUGUAUCGUGGUAGUAGCUUGCGUCGCCAUAUUAGCAACACUUGUACUGAUACUCUAUAGAUAUCGAAAAAGUAUGCAAGAAAAGCUAAAAGAUUAUAAAUGGAAUAAGGGACGUAAAAACUUAGACUACCACAAACCAAUAUCAACCGAAGAAGACUGCAUCCUAGAGCUUUACGCCUCUCCGAGCGUGUUCUUCAUGUCGGGCGGCCAGGGCUCCGCGCGCCGGCCGCACCGCUCGGGAGGCGGCGGUACGCUGCCCGCCAACGGCUUCACGUACAUCGGUGGCGAGGGCCGGCCGCAUCAACCACUCACCCUGAACAAUGGCGCACCAGCCCAUCAUCUCAACAAUGGCUCCUUGCGCUCCUUGCCCGAUAAAAAGAACAACCGGAACGGCGUCGUUUGUCAUCCAGAAAACUUCCAACGAAACCUGGACACUCGCUACUGCAGAAAACAAGAGAACGGGUACAUACGCAAUUCCGAAACGAUAAUCGGAUUCCCGCGGAACGACCGGGAAUACGAACGCGACCACGUGGAGUACAGUGAGCCAGAGUACUCUAUCAUCCCGGAGGCGUACGGCCGCGAGGAGUACCCGCGCUCCUGCUCGCACUCCAAUACCUUCAACUGUUGAAGGCGCGCCUUGUUCUAUAACAAUCAUUUGUGAUCUUGCAAUCCUAGCAAUAAUUCUUCAUUCCAUUAUGUUUUCGUAUUCGGAGUGGCAACAGUGUCGAGACGUAGUGCUCUAGAGCGGUUAGUGACAUUAGUGUAACGGGUGUGGUGUAUGUACUAUGACCAGUGAGGACUAUCCUAUAUCGUAUUCAGUUUAAAGAAUUCUUAUUUGUAUUUUGUAAGUUUAAGUAGUGAUGCAUCUAUUUUUCAACAAGGACGAUGAAGAGAAGCUUGAAAGUGAAACUUUCAUUCGAUUUAUAUGGUACAAUGUACAGACUAGUCGGUGGGGGGGUGAGGGGAGAGGGGCUCCCAUAAUCAUGUACAUCAUGAAAUGUUGUGAUUUGUAAUUAUUUCUACCAGUGCGGUGGAUUUUGUAUUUCAUUUUGUACAAAAAACCAUUCCAUAAAUCUUUUUAAUGUUUAAAUAAUUAUAAUUUAUGUAAAAUUUAGUGUGCAUUAAAAUAAGACACCAAUAUGAAGAAAAAAAAUUAGUACUAAUGAAUGUAAAUAUAUUUAUACUAUAUUGAGAUAUUUAUAAAAUUUAAUAUGAUCUUGUUCUUCUAAAUUUAAUGUGAAAUUGUUUCGGUAUUUCGUAUUGUUUGCUGUGUCGACUGAUGGUAUCCUAGAGGUUGUCUUUAUGUCAGACAUUUCUUGACAAAAUAAACACUUCAUACUAAGUAGAUAUUAAGCACCUCCUGUUUCAAAUAUCCUCACUCUUAUAAACUUCCUUAUGCUCAAUCUUAAUUAUAAUAUUUCAUAAGUUUGAUGUAAAAAAUCUAAAUGACUAAAUAAUACUAUCAUGUUUGACGCAAAACUACUCUUGUCUUGAGCUACUUGUCUUUUACAAUGACAUUUGAUUUGGUUACAAAAUAACAAGAAAUCUUCAUGAUAAACGGAAGAAUGUAAAAUAUUUUAUUGCAUUAACAGUAUUUUUCAUCUCACAACAAUUGCACAUUUAGGUAAUGAAUUAAAUUUUAUUAAUCGAUGGUGGUCCCUGCUAUGAAACUACAAAAAUAUCUCAAAAGAUUGUUGAAUUUUAAAUAAAAUAAUUGCAUUAAACUAGCAGACUCUGGGGGCAGAGCGUUGUCCUACUCCCAACCUUAAAAAAACUUAGCACAGUAGAAGACAAAAUACUACCAUAUGUUCUGUAUUGAAGAAGUACUAAUCUGAGAAGGUACUAAUUCCAACGGCAACGUGACCGAAAACAGAGUAGGGAUAGGUAGACAUUAGUUGUCUCUGGAUUGAUAAUUAUGUUUUUUGUGCAGUCGUAGCAUCAUACACAGCUAUGACUAUUUGAAUGAAUGUUAACGUUUUAAAUUUCUUUUUACCCUUUACAUUAGCACAUUUAUACUUUAUUCAAACUUUUCAAGAGCACUCAUUACCUACAAGUAAAUCUCUUUUAAUUAUUCCUGCUCUUAGUCCAACAUUUUAGGGGGCUCAACCAGGGAAUGUCCCUAUAUAAUAUAUUAUUAUAUGAAGAAUAGUUUUACAUUGCAAUAUUUCAAUCUGUUUAUAAAGUAAAAUUAAUACUACGACUAUUUAGACAGUAUUAUUUUAUUCACGAAAACAAACUGUGACAGUUAAAUUCGACUAGUAGAAUUUACCUAGUCAAAAUUAAAUGCGAGCUCCAAAAAUAUGGUAUGGGAAUUUAGUAUUGCUAUUCACUCAGUAAACCUUUUAAUUUUAUUUCAUAAAACAUUAUCAUUAAUUAAUCGCAGUUACCCAACUAACAACAAAAGAGACUCACAAAAAUAUUAUUCGAUCUCUCAUUUCAAAUAAAUGCCGAAAUUGUAAAUCAAAGUAAACUUGACAUAUCGUGGUUGUCAAGCAGCUUCUGCUAUGUGCAAAUACCUAAAUAGUACCUAUACUUUAAGAUUUUGAUUGUGUGUGAAAUAUAUGAAACAGAUUUUAAUAAUCUAUUGCUUAGUCAUAUAGAAGUCUAUACGAAAAUGUUAUUAGUAAACUAGUCGUAAAAGUCAAAUUUUCAAAAUCUCUAAAAAGUGCACAGCAGAUAUUGUUUUGACAACAACCUUAUUUCGAAUUAAAGGAUUGUGUAGGUUUCAAUAUUUUUUCCUAACGUCAUAAAAUGAGAAUACUUUAAUAAAUCGUGUGCACUUACUAAUAAGAUAAAGGUAUUGUGUAGAUACUUUACCGUAUUGGAUGGAGACGUCUUUCACUCUUAUGGUUUCUUAAAUCUUUAUACUUUUCAUAUAAUUUAAAAUGUAUAUAAGAUUCAAAGACUAAGCAAUAUUGGCAUUAUGCCUGGUGAAUGCCUAAACGAUGUAUACAAGGGAUAUGAAUACAUAUGAUGAAAAUGUGAUUAGAGUUAUUCAAUACGAUGUAAUAGAGAAAAAUAAAUAAUGUCUGUUCUUUAUUGUAGUUAUUACCUUCAUACAAACUCGAUAAUAUAACAUACCUCAAAUUGAA